Molecule: messenger RNA, 990 nt
Organism: Ilex paraguariensis (yerba mate)
Lineage: Eukaryota; Viridiplantae; Streptophyta; Magnoliopsida; Aquifoliales; Aquifoliaceae
Source: the annotation of a GenBank genome assembly
AUGGCACAGGUUGCAGCCAUUGGAUUGGACCCUUCAAAGCACUUAGGCAAAGAAGUAGCGUACUUGGAGUCCCAUCUACACAAGUUGCAAGAAUUGUAUGGAAUAAAUGUAUGUGGUGAAGGAGGAGAAUAUGAGACAUUGACGCUUGACUGCCCCCUCUUUAAAAAUGCUCGAAUUGUGCUAGAUGAAUCUCAAGUUGUACUUCACUCUUCAGAUUCCAUAGCUCCUGUUGGGAUCCUCCAUCCCUUGGCAUUCCAUUUGGUAAAUAAGCGGGAGAAUGCAUCUUUGAUUGACAGUAACAGAAGCAGUGAUGUCUGUCUGGGAGAAAUGGAUUCAGUAUGCGAAGUGCAAGGGAACUGUUUACAAAGAUGCAAAGCAAAGUGCCAGUCUGGUGAUGUAACCUUUAGUUUAACUGAAGUUGAAGAACAUAAACUUCACAUUUCAAAAACCAAAAAUGAUGAUACUUUUUCCAUUUCUUGCUGGUUGCAAGAUUCAUGUCAAGCUUCAGCAGAUUUGCAACAGGAUCUGAAGGUUAUUCUUAGGAAAAUUGAAGUACAACUCCUGAAAUAUGGUUACUCUUGGGAGAAUGUACUUUAUAUUCAUCUCUACAUUGCUGAUAUGAAUCAGUUCGCAACAGUGAAUGAAUCCUAUGUGAAAUUUAUUACUCAGGAGGAAUGUCACUCUGGUGUUCCAUCCCGCGCUACAGUUGAACUUCCUCUUUUGCAAGUUGGUUUAGGGAGGGCAUAUAUUGAAGUCUUGGUGGCAACUGAUAACAGCAAAAAGGUAUUGCAUGUACAAAGUAUCUCCUGCUGGGCUCCUAGUUGCAUUGGUCCAUAUAGCCAGGUGACUGAAAGGAUAGUCAGGUCUUUGAUGCCAAGGGUUGCCUUUUCAGACACAGGUUUAGAGCCCAAGGAAAAGCUUUUUCAUGAGUCAGGAAGUGCACUCCUCAGGUAUGGAAGUGCUUCUCCAUCCGAACUUGCAUUGUCAUAA